GUCUUACCCCGCGAUGUCCUCCAAGUCCUGAGCCAGCAGCUGGGUCACUGCGCCGAGGAUUUAAAGGAGCACUCCACCCUGAACCAGGCACUCCUCCUCCUGAAAUUCUUCAUCAUCAUCAGCAGGAAUCUGGAGAAUGUAGAGAAGGAGAAGACGCCAGUUUUCGUCAGCGAGGUGAUCCGUCUUCUGACCGCGUCUGCUAUAAAGUUGAAAAGCCCAGCAGAUGAGGACCACGAGGAGCUGUGGUCCCUGACGGAGAAGGUCACCAUCUACGCGCUGCACCUGUGCGAAUGUCUCUUCGAUCCCUACCAGACGUGGCGCAGACAGCUCGGAGGGGAAAUUGUAAGUGCAAAAGAAAAGAGUAAAUACAAGUUUUCCCCGGCCGCCCUGCCCCCGGAAUUC
Messenger RNA from Staurois parvus, 402 nucleotides. The record is from the annotation of a GenBank genome assembly. NCBI's taxonomy places the organism in Eukaryota, Metazoa, Chordata, Amphibia, Anura, Ranidae.